GCGUGUGCUUCUUGUUGCAGCAUGGCUUGAUCAGUGGGACUACGCAUUAUAAACAGAUGGUUAGGUCAUUGGUUUGCUAAAUUGAAGUAUUUUACUAGUCCCAUCUAGCAAGGCCAUUAUGGUUAAUGCAGUUGUAUGUUAACGUCGUUGUGUACCACUGUUUUGAUAUGUGAUGUUUAGUUAGCGAGAUAUCGCUAGCUGUCCAAGCUAACUUUGUAGUUACAACUCCGUGUAACAUUGUAGUUCGUUUUUGUCAAGAGACUUAAUGUAUUGUACUGUAUAAAACAGUUUGAGUCUUGGUAGUGGAAGGGUCACAUAUCCAUAUCAAAUAGGAUUUUUCAAAAAUUCUACCGGUCUGGACUGUCAUUAGCUGGACAGAUAGCGUCGUUGAGGUUGACGUUACAUUAUUGACACGAUCCGCAAGAAUGGCUGAAUCCACGUCUAAAAAGUCUGAGUCGGCUGUGAAGUCAGCACCAUCUCAGCCACCUAGUAAGAAGAAAACGAGUAAAGAAAAAAGAAAGAAGUUCAUGAAAGCCCAGAAGAAAAAAACGGAGGGGACGGAGAAGUUGAACUGGGGUCCUCCUCAAGACGCUCAACAGUUCUCCUCCAACUGGAAAACUCUGCUUGAGAUAAUGAAGUCAACCCCUGAUGCUAAAUCUAAGCAGAUGGGCCCAGAGAAAACAAACUCAAAGGUUAAAAAAGAGAACUUUCAGAAAAAGGCAGGAAAAGCCAUUUCAAAGCCAGUGCUAAUCCCUGAAACCAAGAUCCCACAAAACAAUGGGAAAACCGAUGCCCUUGAAAAUAAGAAAGUUGGAGGACCCUCAAAAACCGAACACAAAGCCAAGAAAAGGAAAGUUAAUGGCCAUCUGCCUGAGAACAGCAAACCAGCUACUAAAAAGAAGGUUGAAGAGCCAGCUGAGAAGAAACCUACCGAGGCAGAUCUCUGGUUUGACGAUGUAGACCCUGAUGACAUUGAGACUGCAGUAGGGCAGGAGGCGGCGGACAUCGUCAGGAGGAGGAAGGGUGUGAGGACUACUGACGCUCAGAGCACAGAGAGCGCACUUGUGAAGGAACACAGUUUUGAGGGAGUGACGCGAGCCGUGGCCAUGGACUGUGAGAUGGUGGGGGUGGGUCCCGAUGGCGAGGAGAGCAUCCUGGCGCGCUGCUCCCUCGUUAACCAGUUUGGCAAGUGCAUCUAUGACAAGUUUGUGCGUCCUACUGAGAAAGUGACUGACUACAGGACAGCGGUCAGCGGCAUCCGUCCAGAGGACAUCAGCGAAGGGGAGAACUUCAAACAGGUCCAGAAGGAGGUUGCGGACAUUUUAGAAGGAAGAAUUCUGGUGGGACAUGCCAUACACAACGACCUGAGGGUACUGCUGCUAGACCAUCCCAAGAAAAAGAUCCGCGACACUCAGAAGUACAAGCCAUUCAGGAAACUAGUCAGAAGUGGUCGUCCAGCUCUGAAGGUCCUGUCACGUGAGAUCCUCAACGUCAGAGUUCAGCAGGGGGAACACUCAUCUGUCCAGGAUGCCCAGGCUACAAUGCGUCUCUACACCAUGGUGAAAAAGGACUGGGAGAAGGCCGUCAAAGAGGGCAAACUCCAUGGCGUUGCAGAGAAGAUUCUUCGCAAGCCCAGAACCCCAAAGAAAAAGAAGACUGCAGCCCAGCCCAACACUGUAAUUGCCCUCUAGUCAAUGAGAAAAUGGCAGUGACGAGGCUCCUUGGACGUCCUGAUGGAUGCACCAUACUUGUGGAACUCCAUAGCUCUCUCUGUGAGCAGGGCUUUAUUGGGAGAGAGACUGGGCCGAAUGUGGGGGCCCAGGGUCUCCCUAGGAGCCCACACAGGACCGUGUUUUCAUUCGUGUGGUCAAAAUUAAGUAUUUUACUACAAUGUUUAUUUUACCAAAAUGUAUUUGAACAUGUUGGUUCAGUGAUUCUACAGAUAUAUACAGUUGUGUUCAAGGGAGAAACAGUGCCUUAAAGGGUUGCAUUGAAAUCUUGCAUCAUGAAUUAAAGAGGACUCAUAGAAA
Alosa alosa (allis shad) is the source of this 2030-nucleotide messenger RNA. RefSeq names its product REX4 homolog, 3'-5' exonuclease (gene rexo4). The coding region runs from base 426 to 1691 and encodes 421 amino acids. The record is from RefSeq and is a predicted model, not a curated record. Lineage: Eukaryota; Metazoa; Chordata; Actinopteri; Clupeiformes; Clupeidae. Gene Ontology annotation, biological process: DNA catabolic process; rRNA processing. Gene Ontology annotation, molecular function: nucleic acid binding; 3'-5' exonuclease activity. The transcript has 8 exons. Gene Ontology annotation, cellular component: nucleus.